Messenger RNA from Encephalitozoon hellem ATCC 50504, 2151 nucleotides. Its product is annotated as MutS-like mismatch repair ATPase. The transcript has a single exon. NCBI's taxonomy places the organism in Eukaryota, Fungi, Microsporidia, Unikaryonidae. Gene Ontology annotation, molecular function: ATP-dependent DNA damage sensor activity; mismatched DNA binding; ATP binding. The record is from RefSeq and is a predicted model, not a curated record. The coding region runs from base 1 to 2151 and encodes 716 amino acids. Gene Ontology annotation, biological process: mismatch repair; mitotic recombination. Gene Ontology annotation, cellular component: MutSalpha complex; nucleus.
AUGGACCGCGAGUUCAAGCUGUUUUAUGAGACACUAGACAAAGGCAAGUUCAAGUUUUUUGCAAGGGGGGAGGCAUACAGCGUGUUCAAUGAGGACAUAGAGAUGAUUCCCCGGUACAAUGCAAAGGAUGUGGUCGAGAAAAAGGAAGGAAGGGAGCUAAGGAUUUCCAAAGGGGAAAUCGAGGAUGUUAUCAGAAUGCUUCUGACGGAGGCUAAGAUCGGGGUUCAGGAGUACGAUGGGCAGACUCUUCUAAGGGAGGGGUUUCCAGGGAACUGGAAGGACUUCACGGAUCUACUGCUAGACUCCAGGAGCGUCCCAUCGGUUGCAGCCGUAAAGAUAGGAGAUGCUGUAGAAAUAAGCUUUCUUGUCACAUCUGAAUCCACAAUCUACACAUCAACCUUCGAGGAUGAUGAAAUAUUUAGUAGCCUAUACUGGAUCUUAAACGAAGUGAAUGUUGUUGAAGUGGUGUAUGAUAACAGGAGGCUGGAUGAUUUUCUAAACAGGCUAGGGAUCUCCAGCUGCCUGAGAAGAAGUGAGAAGAACACUGCAAAGCUCCUGUGCAGAUACCUUAGGAUAUCCGAGGAAAAUUAUGAGCACAAGGAAUACAUCAGGCCGUUUGUGUGCCGUGUAGAUAGAAAUGUUCUUCUUGCACUGAACGUGUAUAGCAAAGAUGAGCAUUGUGUAUCCAAAACCUUCUGUUGCCAUACAAACCAGGGAUGGCGGCUUCUUCAUAAAAUGUUUCUACAGCCACUUCGUAGCAAAGAAGAAAUAGAAAAGAGGCUGGGCAUUACCGACUCAUUGAAGACACUCAAUCUUGAUGUUCUGAAAAAAUUUCCAGAUCUUCUAAGAUUGUCAAGGAGAGUAAGUGGAGGCAGGGUGUCUUUGAGAGAGAUUCUUAGGCUGAUUCAGACUGUAGAUACCAUUCCCGAGCUUCUGUCUUCCUUUUCAUCCUCCAUACCUCUUACCAGAGAUGUUGCAGACCCUCUCAAGAAGAUUUUUUCGGCAUUUGAGCCGGUCAAGGCUGAGGUCGCAAGAGUAGUUGAUCUUGAGGCUGCAGAAGAGAAUGUGUACAGGAUUAUGCCCGACGUGUCCCCAAGGCUUCUCAAACUCAAUGAAGCCCUGAAGAAAGUUGACGAGGAAAUGGGUGAUGAGUAUGAGAGGGUGUGCGAGACCUUCCCAAAGCUUAGGAUAGACAGGGCCUCAGGGGUUUUCAAGACCACAAAAACAGAGUACCAGAAGAGUCAGAAUCUUUUUAAGAAGGAGGGCUUUGUCGAGUUAAGCUUUGGCAAAGGUGGUGUUUCACUUACAACAAGGGUGCUUUCCUCCUUGAAUGAAAGAAAGAUAUCUCUUAGAAAGGAAGUAGAGGAUGAAGAGAAGGACAUUGUAGACACGAUAAAGGCCAUGCUAAAGAGCUAUGUGUCCCACAUCGAGUCCUUGAACUACCUGACAGCAUUGAUCGAUGUGUUCAAUGCGUUUUCCCUUAAGGCCACUCUCAAGGGGUACUCGAGGCCUGUGUUCAGCGAUGGCACAUUUGAAAUAAGGAACGGAUUCCACCCGGUGCUUGAAGAUCAGGACUACAUUCCUAAUUCGAUAAGAAUGGACGACAAGAGAAUGUGCGUGGUGACAGGGCCGAAUAUGGGGGGAAAGAGCACCUUUCUCAAGACUUGUGGGGUAAUUGCUCUUCUUGCACACAUGGGGUGUUAUGUUCCUGCGGAGUAUGCUAGGAUUCCAAUUCUUGAUGGGAUAUAUGUUAGGAUCGGCGCCACAGAUUGCUCAUUCCUGGGAUCAUCCACAUUCAUGAUGGAGAUGGCCGACAUAGCGAGGAUAUGCCAUCUAAGCUCUCCAGAGUCCUUGAUAAUAAUAGACGAGCUUGGGAGAGGAACCAGUGCAAUCGAUGGACUAAGCAUAGCACAAGCAGUCAAGGAACACCUUGUCUUCAAGAAAAGCCUGUGCCUCUGCGCCACACACUUUCCAGAGCUCUGCGGUGAAGAUGUUCUAAACAAGAAGGUUAGGAACGAAGGAACGCUCCUUAUGUACGAAUUGGUCGACGGUGUUUGCGACACGAGUUUCGGCAUAAUGGUUGCAGAGAAGGUAGGGUUCCCCACACAGGUGAUCCAAAUGGCCAAAGAGUACAUGAAAAAUGAUUUAUGA